This is a messenger RNA of Sceloporus undulatus (fence lizard), 5842 nucleotides long. RefSeq names its product protein associated with LIN7 2, MAGUK family member (gene PALS2). Bases 304 to 1959 code for a protein of 551 amino acids. The transcript is spliced from 13 exons. Gene Ontology annotation, molecular function: protein binding. The record is from RefSeq and is a predicted model, not a curated record. Gene Ontology annotation, cellular component: cell-cell junction; plasma membrane. Lineage: Eukaryota; Metazoa; Chordata; Lepidosauria; Squamata; Phrynosomatidae.
UUUAGCAAUUGCAAGGCUGCUGCUGCUGCUUGCUCUGUGGCGCGCGCCAAAGGAAAGGAGAGCAGCCAGUGGCCGUGUGCGCGCGCCCAGGAGCCCAGAGGCGCCACGCGCGGGUCGCUCUCGCUGCUGCUGCUGCUGGUGGUGGAAGAGGAGGCUUGGCUCUUGCGUGGGAGCUGCUGCUUCUUCCCAGACCUUCCAGGGAGGCUCCACGCGUGUCUUUGCUCCUUGGCGCCCCUGCUUUGGGAGGAAAGGGCUGGAAAGAGGCCACAGAGCCAAGCCUGCCACCGCCGCCUUGCAGCAGCAAUGCAGCAAGUUCUGGAUAAUCUUACAGACUUACCCCCCUCAACUGGCGCUGAAGAAAUAGACCUUAUCUUCUUGAAAGGAAUUAUGGAAAACCCAAUUGUUAGAUCGCUUGCUAAGGCUCAUGAAAGACUGGAAGAUUCUAAACUUGAAGCCGUAAGUGACAACAAUCUGGAGUUGGUUAAUCAGAUUCUUGAAGACAUCAGCCCUUUAGUAAACAAAGAUGAAAACAUUGCAGAGUUGGUUGGUAUACUGAAGGAGCCACACUUUUUGUCCCUCUUGGAAGCCCAUGAUAUUGUGGCAUCAAAGUGUUAUGAGUCUCCUCCCUCUAGCCCAGAAAUGAAUAAUUCUUCUGUGAACAAUCAGAUAGUACCAGUAGAUGCAAUUCGUAUACUUGGUAUUCAUAAAAGAGCAGGAGAGCCACUGGGUGUGACUUUUAGGGUAGAGAACAAUGAUCUGGUAAUUGCAAGAAUCCUUCAUGGUGGCAUGAUAGAUCGACAAGGUCUUCUCCAUGUGGGUGAUGUCAUUAAAGAGGUUAAUGGUCAUGAAGUUGGAAACAACCCAAAAGAGUUGCAAGAACUCCUGAAGAGUAUUAGUGGUAGUGUCACUCUGAAGAUCCUGCCCAGUUACAGAGAUAAUAUUAUUCCCCAGCAGAUUUUUCUUCAGCAAGAUGAAUUGCAUUCACUGGUAUUUGUAAAGUGUCACUUUGACUAUAAUCCAUACAACGACAAUUUGAUCCCAUGCAAAGAAGCAGGGCUCAAGUUUUCCAAAGGAGAAAUUCUUCAAAUUGUAAAUCGGGAAGACCCAAACUGGUGGCAGGCUAGCCAUGUCAAAGAAGGAGGAAGCGCAGGACUUAUUCCUAGCCAGUUCUUGGAGGAAAAGAGGAAAGCAUUUGUAAGGCGGGACUGGGACAAUUCUGGUCCUUUUUGUGGAACAAUAAGUAGUAAAAAGAAGAAAAAGAUGAUGUAUCUCACAACCAGAAAUGCAGAAUUUGACCGUCAUGAAAUUCAGAUCUAUGAAGAAGUAGCAAAAAUGCCUCCAUUUCAGCGAAAAACACUGGUUUUAAUAGGAGCCCAAGGCGUAGGUCGAAGAAGUUUGAAAAACAGAUUCAUUGUAUUGAAUCCCACAAAGUUUGGGACCACAGUGCCAUUUACAUCACGAAAGCCAAGGGAUGAUGAAAAAGAUGGGCAAGCAUACAGAUUUGUGUCACGAGCUGAAAUGGAGACAGAUAUCAAAGCUGGAAGAUACUUAGAACAUGGAGAAUAUGAAGGAAACCUUUAUGGCACCAAAAUAGAUUCCAUCCUUGAAGUGGUUCAGACUGGAAGGACAUGCAUCUUGGAUGUUAAUCCUCAGGCACUUAAAAUAUUGCGGACAUCAGAGUUUAUGCCAUAUGUAGUGUUUAUUGCUGCUCCAGAACUGGAAACACUGCGUGCCAUGCACAAAGCUGUGGUAGAUGCGGGAAUUACAACAAAACUUCUAACAGAUACUGAUUUGAAGAAAACAGUUGAUGAGAGUGCACGCAUCCAGAGAGCUUACAGCCACUAUUUUGAUCUGGUCAUUGUGAAUGACAAUCUAGACAAAGCCUUUGAAAAGUUGCAAACUGCUACAGAGAAACUGAGGACAGAACCACAGUGGGUUCCAAUUAGCUGGGUAUACUGACAGUCUUUCUGAAGACAGGUGUAAUCACCAAACCAGGUUAACUGAAACAAACAUUAUAUUGAGAAAACAUUGUACAGUGCUGCCAGAUACCUGGGAGCACCCGAUUCAUUUUUAUUCUGUGUAUAUUCAGAUAAUGGUAUGCUAUUCCAAGUUUUUAUACAAAAUGUUCAAGGGAAAAGUGUACUUAAAUAUGUAAUUUAUUUUAAUUUUUCUAACUUUUUACAAAUAAUCUUUCUAUUCAUAUCACAUGAAGGAAAUGCGUUGAAGCAUUUUUAUAAAUGUUUUUGAUUUACUACUUUGCCUUUAUUCAUCUAAGGAACUUUCCCGUUGUUCACUUAUACAUCUGGUCUUACAUUUUCACUGUGAUGAGGAGAAAAAUACUUGAAAAAAAGUGUUGGAGUUUUUGUGUGGUUUUAUUUUUUGGUAGAACUCUAUAUAAAUCAGUCAUGUGUUUCACCUGGUCAGUUCCUCUUAAUCAGGGGAAAUCCUAAUCUUUAUUCUAAUAAACAUGUUCUUGAUGUGAACAAAAUUUUCAAUACAUGAAAAGCAACCAGCACUGAGCCAUGUUACUGACACUUUUUUGCUUAAUGUUUAUACAUGUUUUGCAGUUGUCGUGUCUUAGACAGGUGUACUGUAGGUUUUCCUGUAUGUGUUAUCUUUUUACAAACACUAAAAGCAAUAUCUUGCUACUUCCCUAGGAGGCUGUUCUGAUGAGCCAAUGUUUCAGCACAUUAGAAUAAGUAUUACUUUCUCAGAGAUUUAUGUAACAUAAUUCAUUGUGUUCAGGAUCAUGGUGAAGUAGCCUGAGACAGCCUUCUAAAGCAAAGCUUUGCAGUUGAGGCUCAGCAUGUAGGAUGUUUGUUCUCAUUUGUGAAAAAUCAUUGCUUAAAAGAACACCGCCAGCUUUUUUUAAUGAUGACCUUGCCCUGUAUUUGUAUAUUGUUCUGUGACUGGCUUUUCCUUUACAUCAGAAUAUUUAUAAGUGAUUAUGUGUGUUAAUGAAAUGUGAUGUGAUGGGACUUUGAGCUGUCUGUUACCUUGUGUUAAACUGCUUUAUUCACCAAAUAGCUUGUAAAACAAAAGUUACUGUCAGAUGCUAAAAUUUAAUGUUAUUUAUAAGUGGGUUUACUUCUGUUUUACAAUCAUGAUUUUUAUGAUAUUCUUCCUUUUGAGUAGAAAGACCAUAUUAUUUUACAUUCAUAUUGACAUAUACACUUCUGCUGUGUAUUUUUGUUUAAUGAAUAUAGAUGCAAAUUAUCACUAAGGCAGACUAGUCUGGUGAUUGUAUUUUAUAUUAUCCUUGUUGUAAAUAUACCUAUUCAUCACUUACCUGCUAGGUGCCUGACUUGGUGCAUCUGCCCAGUUCAUUUAACAUGUAAGGACAGGCAUUUGGCUACAGAUUUUUUUUCAGCACCAAAGUAUCAUAUUCAAGAUGCCAACAAAGGAGAAUUCUUUGAAAAAGCUGGGAAAAUAAUAAAAAAAAGUUCUUAACCCUCUUGGUUUUUAAACAUUUUUGAUUGUGCACAAGAAAACAGGGUUUGGAUAGUUUUUACUUUAUACAGAGAAAUGAUGAGACACCAAAAAGGUAUUAUAGAUUAAAAACCUUUAAGGUAUUUUUUAAAGACUUAAAUAUAUUUUCUAAAUGUUAUGCAAAUUAUUGCAUAUCUUGUCUUAAUUGCUCUUGGUACUUAGAUUUUAGCUUUUAACUAUCAGAUAUUUUUAAGAAACUUAUAAACUUCUGUUGCAUUAUAUCUGUAGAUAGCCUGAUCUUCAAUGUUUGACAAAUGUACGCAACUGAGUUUGAAAAGUUAUUUUCAUGAGUGGUAUCUAGAAUGAUAAUUUAAAUCAGGGGUGGGCCCAAUGUGGCCCAUGGGUUACAUAGAACCCCCAGGUGUCGCCCCCAAAAAUAAUAAUAAUAAUAAUAAAUCUCUGAAAUGUCCAAAAUGGAUUGCUGGGAGCAUGAAGGGCAUUUCCACCAUGUGUCCACCACUGGACACCACACUCAGGAUCAAAACAAAAUUUUGCAGAAUGUUUCCAAAAAAAGUUAUUUUCCUUCAAAAUGCCCCCAAAUGCUUUCUACAGGCCAAGGAAGAUCCCAAAACAGGAUUCCUACAGGGCUUUGAAUUACCUUUGGGAAGCAAAAUUUUGAUUUGGGGGGGGGGGGGGGGGGCAGUAGAAGGUCGUAGCCCUCCAAGUCCUCCUGGAGAUCUAAUACUAGUUUUUCACAGCUGCCCACCCCUGAUUUAAAAGACAGUAUUCUGCAUUCUUGAUGUCAUUGUGGAUUAGUAAUGAGGUACAAUGUAAUGAUGACUACUUUUAUAGGACUUUUUUUUAAUAGUAGAAACUUGAGUGCAGGAAGUUGCUGAAUCCUAAUUUAGAAUGUUAACUCCUGUUCCUUUGUUUUCCAGUGUUUCACUGGAUGGCAUUCCAAUAGAUUUGGUGCUACUGCUUUUGGCCAGCUUGAGAGAAAGGGAGAGCGAGAGAGACAGGGUGAAUCAGUGUAACCUGGAAUGGGGCUGCUAUUUUGCUCUUAUUCUUACUGAACUACUGCUUGUUUGGAAGGGAUGGAGUGGGUGGAAGAAUUCUAAAACUGAAUAGUCACUUACUGUACUCUACAUCUUAUUGAUGCUCUGAUUUGUUUCUGGCAUAACAGAUGUACAGUGGUUGGAAAGCAGAAGCAGUUAGUGGCCAACAGACAUGAUCAAAGGAAAUUUGAUGAAUAAUGAACAGGAAUUUAAUUUUGUUUAGAAAUAUACCCACACCCUGAAGCUCAGAGUAUAUAUAGCAUCACCCAGACUGUAGAAAGGAAAAGUAAUAGGAAACUAGUUCUUGUCUUAUUGGCUGCCUGGAAGCUCAAUACAACUAGGAAGCAUGUUGUACUAUAGGGAUCUAGUGCUCUCUCUGGGGAUGCAGUUUUCAUGUGUCUCUUCUCUAAAUACCUUGAAAGAACUAAACUGAAUUGUCUCCUUAGCAGCAAUAGCCAAACCAGUACUUGAUUCUUUACAUUCAAGCAUGAUACUAAAGUUGGUGCAUAUGUUUAAACUAUUUAUGACACUGCCAUUAUUUUUUCCAGAAAGCAAGUCCAUGCCAAGUUUAGGAAUAACAGUAUUUAUCAUAAAACCAUGCCUUUGCAGAAGAAUAUUAUUUGAACUGUGAUGCCAAAGGAGGUUAGUCCAGGUCCUCCCAAAUUAAUACUUAAAAACUAAUUUUACAUUUCACACCAUAGUGCCAGUAAUUCAGUUUUUGCCGCACUUGUAUUUUCAACUACUGAGCAUGUGGAAUUUGAAACUUUAUAGUGCAGAGUUUCUAUGUAUCUCCCCCCUCCUUACCACCAUAGAGUGGAGAGAGGGAGAUAGUGGCCAAAGUUCUGGUCCUUCUUGCUGGGGACAGUGCCAUGGUGUUGUAUUCGGUAUAAAGAAGGGAAGGGUUUGCUGCUCAGUAAUAGAGCACCAGCUUUGCAUGUUAAAGAUCCCAGGCUCAAACACUAGCAUCUCAAAGUAGGUCUGGAAAAGGCUCCUUUCUGAAACUGUAGAGAGCUGCUGGCAGUCUAUAUAGAAAAUGUUGGAUGUUGACUUUAGAUGGAUAGCUUGGUAUGAAAAGCAAAUAUGCUCAGAACAAGUCCCAGACAUUCUUUACUUCCAAAAAAGAUUAAGUAUGGUUUUCUUUUGUUUCCUAUCUUUAAAGGAGAAGUUAAAGGAACAGGAUUGAUUUCACUUGUGAUUACUAAUAAGGAGAGUGUAGAAGUGCACACUCAAUGUGAGUACUGUAUAUACUCAUGUAUAAAUCUAGAAAUUUUAGUCUAAAAAUUGACCCCAAAAACCUGGGCUGACAUCCACAGGUCAAAGUAAGUACUGUACUUUAAGUCUUAUUUAAAAAAGGAAAC